AUGGCCUCUACUUCUACCAACAUAAACAGCAAUCCCACUCCCGCGCAGGAAGAAUUCCAAGACCUCCUUGAUAAAAACACCGAGAAAGGUUCGCGAGUACAUCCAGAGGAUCGAGAGACCGAAAAUAGCGACGGCGACGAUAUCGAGGACGAAGAGGAUCGGUACCGAAACGCCCAGAUAGAAGCAGCGAUGCGCGUACCUACUUUGACAGGCGACGUGAAGUUGCCUCCAGCUAGCUUCGACUCAGGCCGUAGUACUGGUGUGAAGGGAGUCAUCGCCGACGCCCGCGCUUACGAGCAGGCCCGUCAGAGCAAGUGGCGGAACAGGGUUCGCGCUGCUCGUCAGUCAGUGUUUGGGAGAGGCGAGACACCUCGGACUACAGGUUCGCAUAGUGGCGAAAGCGAAGAUGACGAAGGUGAGGAUGCCUUUCUCCAGCAAUGGAGAGAAUCGCGAAGGCAAGAGCUCGAAAGGGAGGCGAAGAACGGCAUUCGCAAUAGGAGAACAAGCCCGAGUCUAAGGAUGUUCGGACGCUUGGAUGCCGUCGACGCCUUGGGAUACUUAGAUGCUAUCGAGAAGGUGGGGAGAGAGACAGUCGUCGUAGUAUUUGUGUACGACCACGAGUGUGAAGUAUCGGGUCUCAUCGGCUCAGCGUUGCGACCGCUUGUCACUGCCCAUCCCGAGGUUCAUUUCGUCAAGGUCCACUACGAAGACAUAGAAUUCGACAAUGCCGCUGUGCCCACGAUUCUAGCAUACCGGAACCAAGGCGACCUGUUCGCGAACCUGACGGGCAUCAUUGACAUGAUUCCCGACGACGAGGACUUCGAUAGUGAUUCGUUAAAGAGGAUUUUCAAGAAGCAUAGCAUCAUCUAA
Messenger RNA from Annulohypoxylon truncatum, 870 nucleotides. Its product is annotated as thioredoxin-like protein. Lineage: Eukaryota; Fungi; Ascomycota; Sordariomycetes; Xylariales; Hypoxylaceae. Bases 1 to 870 code for a protein of 289 amino acids. Gene Ontology annotation, biological process: regulation of G protein-coupled receptor signaling pathway. The record is from RefSeq and is a predicted model, not a curated record. The transcript is spliced from 2 exons.